GGCGGUGGCAGGCAGGCGCAAGCCUGAGAAGUCCGCGGCUGAGCUGAGAGCAGGUCCCCCACCCCCUGGCUGGGGAAGAGGCAGGUGCUGAGGCCAUGGCGACAGCAGGACCUCCCUGGACGUGGAUGCUGGGUGCUCUGCUCAUAGCCCUGCUUCUGGGGAUCACAGAGCCUGUUCUUGCAAAUGAUGUUUCCUGUGAAAAUCCCUCUGCUGCUGGACCCUUUGAGAGGAACCGGGACCUUGGAGAUUGGCCCGGGGAGGGCACACGGGAGAACAGCAACCGUAUCGUAAAUGGGUCCGACUGCGACAGGCAUUCCCAGCCGUGGCAGGCCGCGCUGCUGCUGGGGCUCAACCAGCUCUACUGCGGGGCGGUGCUGGUGGAUCCGCAGUGGCUGCUCACGGCCGCCCACUGCAGGAAGACAGGUUUCAGAGUCCGUCUUGGCCACCCAACCCUGUCACCCAUUUAUCAAUCUGGACAGCAGUUGUUUCGGGGGGUCAAAUCCGUUCCCCAUCCUGGAUACUCCUACCCAGCUCACUCCAAUGACCUCAUGCUCAUCAAACUGAACAAAAGAAUCCGUGUCACUCAGGAUGUCAAGCCCAUCAACAUCUCCUCCCAUUGUGUACCUGCUGGGACCAAUUGCUUGGUGUCUGGCUGGGGUACCACAAACAGCCCCUCAGUGACCCUUCCCAAGGUCCUCCAGUGUUUGAAUAUCACUGUGCUAAGUCGGGACAAGUGUGAGAAGGCCUACCCAGGACGCAUAGAUCAAACCAUGUUCUGUGCCGGUGAUCAGGCAGGUCGAGACUCCUGCCAGGGUGAUUCCGGGGGGCCUGUGGUCUGCAAUGAUUCCCUCCAGGGCCUCGUGUCCUGGGGAGAUUAUCCCUGUGCCCAGCCCAACAGACCAGGUGUCUACACCAACCUUUGCCAGUUCAACAAGUGGAUCCAUGACACCAUCCAGGCCAACUCCUGAGUCAUCCCAGGACCCAGCAUGCUGAUACCCACCCUGCCCCACUUGCAGGGGCCCCAGCAAUCCCUCCAGACCCCUAUUUCUUCCCCAGGAUGUUGAGAAUAUUAACCCCUCCCGCCCCUAGCCCCAUGUUCCCUUCCUAUCAGGGGACUUACCUGCCUCUGCUGUCGGAUCCUGGGGACAAUUCCCCAGAAUGACAAGGGCAGGAGGUGCAUCUCGGUCUCCCCAGAGCUUCUGUUCUCAAGUCCAGAGUCCAUCUCUCUCUGCAGCUGUGACUCACAUUAGGCCCCAGAAAUAAACCAUCUGAAGAGAAGUGGACUCUGUGUGUGUCUCCUGCCUGUACCUGGAGCUGUGAGAAAGUUGCUUCUCCCCUCAGGGUUACUGGGUUUACUCUGUUAGGUCCUUUGGGUUGUAAGAAACAGAGGCUCACUCAAGCUACUUCUCAUCUUUUUCAUAAAUGUUGAUCUAAUGUCUAUUUGGUGCCAGGAGUGAUUCUCGGAGCUGGGGAUACGCAUCCAACAAAACAGACAAAAACAUCCCUGCUUCUUGAAGCUCAUGUUCCAGUAGUGGAAAAUAGACAAUAAAGAGAUAAAUGUAUAUGAACUAGAAUA
Nycticebus coucang (slow loris) is the source of this 1576-nucleotide messenger RNA. It is a transcript of the gene KLK5, whose product is annotated as kallikrein related peptidase 5. NCBI's taxonomy places the organism in Eukaryota, Metazoa, Chordata, Mammalia, Primates, Lorisidae. The transcript has 6 exons. The record is from RefSeq and is a predicted model, not a curated record. Bases 96 to 968 code for a protein of 290 amino acids. Gene Ontology annotation, biological process: proteolysis; extracellular matrix disassembly; positive regulation of antibacterial peptide production. Gene Ontology annotation, molecular function: serine-type endopeptidase activity.